AUGUCUCAUUUCAGAAGGCGGAUGCCAUACUCAUUGGGUGCUGAUUUGUUACCCGAAGAGCUCUCUCCGCAGCAGGAAGUGCUCGGUUCGGAAGAGGAGCGGAAACUAACAUCAGAUAUGAAUGAGUUAUACAAUACUCUACUGCCUUCACAAGAGAGUGAAGAACGAAGAAAGAAAUUCGUUCAGAAACUCGAGAGCCUCCUUAACACGAAGUGGCCCGGGAAUGACAUACAAGUGCAUGUUUUUGGAUCGUCUGGGAAUAAGCUCUGUUCGAGCGACUCUGAUGUGGAUAUUUGCAUAACUACCCCUUUUAAAGAACUGGAACAAGUUUGUCUCCUAGCCGAGUUCCUUGCAAACAAUGGCAUGGAACGUGUGGUUUGCGUUUCCCACGCAAAGGUGCCCAUAGUAAAAAUAUGGGACCCAGAGCUUCAAGUUGCAUGCGAUAUGAAUGUCAACAACACCUUAGCUCUAGAAAACACCCGGAUGAUUCGUACCUAUGUCGAUGCCGACGAAAGGGUAAGGCCGUUAGCAAUGGCUAUCAAAUAUUGGACAAAACGACGGAUUUUGAACGAUGCCGCCCUUGGUGGAACUCUAAGUUCGUAUACAUGGAUAUGUUUAAUCGUGAAUUUUCUCCAAACGCAAUCUCCCCCGAUCCUUCCAAGCUUGCAACAACGUGCUAUCGAUAAGCAGAAAGUUCAAGGGAAGGGAAAUCCCUCGCCUUCUUUUGACGAUGACUUGGAGACUCUUGCCGGGUUCGGAAAAGAAAACAAGUCGACUCUGGGAGAGCUUCUAUUCCAAUUCUUUCGAUAUUACGGAUAUGAACUCGAUUACGAGAAAAAUGUGAUUUCCGUCCGUGAAGGAAAGCUUAUAUCGAAAGAAAAAAAGGGCUGGCACCUUUUACAAAAUAAUCGGUUAUGUGUCGAGGAACCUUUCAAUACGUCGAGAAAUUUGGGAAAUACGGCCGAUGACACGUCUUUUCGUGGUCUUCACCUUGAACUUCGCCGAGCUUUCGAAGCACUUUGCAAGGGCGAUCUAAAAAGGUGUUGCGAACAAUACGAGUAUCCUCCCGAAGAAGAGCGGACUUGGGAACGGCCCGCACCACAGCCUCGGGCGAUUCUGACCCCUAUGCCUGCUGGUCCUUCGCGUGGUGGCAGAGGUGGUGGACGAGGUGGUCGGCAUGCCAGUCAUUACAACCGCGGUCCCAACAGUAUCGGUCGCCGAGCUUCCAACGCAGCCAACAGGAACAAUUCCAGACCUGCGAACCCUAGCUUUACUGCUGAUAUCGCGCUUCAAGCUCAACAAGCACAAAAUAUUCUUCACGAUCAUCUUUAUCAGCGAAUUCAAAUCCUCCAAGCCCAAGAGCAUGAACUUCGAUUACAGUUACAAAACCAAGCACUUAUGACUGGUAGACAACCGCCAACUUUAAUCAGACAGCCGUACUUACAAUUUCCUCUUCCGCAAAAUGAACCUCUGCCACCGGAUGAGCAUCAGAGAAACCGGUCGGGUUCUCUAAAUCAACCCCCUCUAACCGCUCCUAUUCGACAGAAUGUAUUUUUCAACUCUAUCCCUGUUACUUUACCUGUGGUUCAAGGAACAAACACGAACCCUCCAUCGCCCUCUUUACCUUCCGCCGUACCCGAUUCGCGGCGCAAUCACCGCCGAUCUUCAGUUGCUGCCACCUCUCCGCGAGGGUUGCGGACCCAGUCGCAGCCUCCUCGUCCUUUACCAUCUGCCAUUAUCCCAACUAUUCCAGUUUAUCAUCCUGUGAUGCCGCAGGAUAUGGGUUUACGGCGAUCUCCUGAAUUCUCUCAGCGUACCGCAGCUGAAGGGGAUGCCUACGUACCAAAUGGCGUCCCCAUCUCAAGGUCAACCUCGAUUGACGAAAAUCUUGCUUCAGAAUACGUUGGUUAUUACGUUGGUGACACUGUUCAAAUUCCUAGGCCGUAUCAGAACCACUUGGUGUCGCCUUUACCAGGGCUUAUGGUUCCUGGUUACCUGAACAAUUCUCCUGAAUAUAGACCCUAUCCAGCCCCACCGGAUCCGUCCAACAAUUCCCCCGAGCAUCUCACUCACUUGAAAGCAACAUCGCAAUUUCCUCAAGUUCCACGACUGAACCGAUCGCAAACUAUGCCUGACUGUGGCCCAUUAAUUAUAGAUGGCUCGAUCCCUCCUAGCGAACAACGAAAUUCGAUGUGCAACCAUUCAACUGAUCAAUUUAUGACUGAUUUCAGCACAUCGUCGUCAGCUGAAAGGGUGUACGACACACCUAGAACCACCCCAGAUACUCUAUCGCAGGGCCUUCACGAACGAGGUUCUUACGAUGAUCUAUUUGGUAGCAGCUUUGAAGCUCAGCAGGGCUGUCAGAAUUCUGGUCAUGUCAAUGGAUGGGGGUCUGGUUUAGAUCACAAUGAUCUUGCUGCUACGGGCCAUAUGGGCAGGGUAGAAACGUUAUCGGAGCGUCUACAGAGAUUCCAGCUGUCUGACCCAAGUUACAUUCCGGACACAUCUGGAAAUGCAGAUAUCAGCCAGUAUCGUGGAACCCAAUAUCUAUACCCCGUAGAUGACCAGCUCUCCGCUAUUCAUACAAACGGAUCUCCCAAAGACCAUCCUACACAACUUAUCAAUGCUCUUCCGACCUCAGAGAAGGAGUCGCGCGUUCUUUCACCUACAGUGAAACACACUAUCCAUAGUUUCGACUGGGAAAGUGCUAAUAACGCCUCUUUCAAGCCUAAAAACAAGGUACACGCCUCCACCCACACUAAUGGGGAUUCUGCAGAAAAGCAAGCCGAGUAUAACCGAAAGGUUAAUGGUGUAAUUCCUUUACACAUCGGCUCUACUAACGGACAUCAUGUUCCUGCUACAAAUGUCUGGCAAACUACGAAGCGGAGAAGUAAAAAAGGACCCAAAACCUUGACAGAGCAAAAUGAUUUCAAGACACGAGUAGAUUCUUUGUCAACAGACGAAUCAAUGAAAAAAGGAGGCUGA
Messenger RNA from Ophidiomyces ophidiicola, 2985 nucleotides. RefSeq lists its product as uncharacterized. The transcript has 4 exons. The coding region runs from base 1 to 2985 and encodes 994 amino acids. The record is from RefSeq and is a predicted model, not a curated record. Gene Ontology annotation, molecular function: nucleotidyltransferase activity. Lineage: Eukaryota; Fungi; Ascomycota; Eurotiomycetes; Onygenales; Onygenaceae. Gene Ontology annotation, biological process: RNA 3'-end processing.